AAAAGACCUAGCCAGCGCUAUGGUACCAGCGCCGAGAAUUAGGCUUAUCCCCUGUUGUCGACGUUGCUGACACGUUCGGCAUGCCAAAAUACGUUUAGCUAGUCAUCUCGAUUACGCCGAGGUCGCCAUGGAAGAAGAGCAGCUAGAUUAUGACACUGUUGUCUACCAGUGCGGCGCCUGUGACGAGCAGUUUUCCUCUCUGGAAGAGAUAGAGCAGCACCACAGUGCAGAUGGAGGAAAUAUGUGUCCAUUUAUGGUGGCAGCCGCCAUACAGCCUCAGGUCGAUGGCAGCAAGUCUGAAGUUGUGGUCGUGUCUGAAGAGGUUGCACUUCCUGGGAGUGUGGUCGUCUCCGGAGACAUUAUAGUUCCGGACGACGUCGCUCUCUCCGAAGAUGUCGACGAUCCCGAGCCCAUGGUGGUCGAAGCGCUCCCGGCUACCAGUCACGGGCACACCUGCACCAUAUGCGGGUGCAGCUUCAGCUCGAAGUUUCUCUUGGCAGCACACGAGCAGUCGCACCAAAAGAACGAGAUGAAAGUCUAUCCCUGCGAGCUGUGCAAGCAGGAGUUCUGCGACUCGAGCGAGUACGUCACACACCUUGUGUCGAGCCACGCCAAGAAGGACCACUGCUGCACCAUCUGCAACAAGUGGUACACGUCGCGCAGCAACCUGAAGACCCACAUGAUGAUUCACGCUGGACGCAAGCCACACCAGUGCGACAUCUGCGGUCGCCAGUUCACCGUGUCUAGCAACCUGAAGGCUCACCGGCGCAUCCACACUGGCGAACGCAAGUACGUCUGUCAAGUGUGCAACAAAGGAUUCAUCACCUCUACUCACCUCAAGACGCACAUGGCGGUGCACACUGGCGAGAAGCCUUACCAGUGCGAGAUAUGCUUUCGCGAAUUUGCCGUCAACAGCAACAUGCGUGCCCACAUGCUCACGCAUACGGGCGAGAAGCGGCACGAGUGCCAGAUCUGCGGAAAGCAGUUUGCCACCUCGAGCCACGUCAAGACGCACUUGCUGUCCCACACGGGCCAGCGGGAUCACAAGUGCCCGACGUGCAACAAGAGCUUCACGGUGGCCUCCAACCUCAAGGCGCACAUGAAGAUACACCUGGGCCAGCGGGACCACGCGUGCGACCUCUGCCACAAGCGCUUCUACACCAACAGCGACCUCCGGUCGCACAAGAUGAUCCACACGGGCGAAAGGCCAUAUCAGUGCGACGUGUGCCUUGAACGCUUCACCAAGAUGUCCAACCUCAACUCCCACCGCACGACCCACACGGGUGAACGGCCCUACCAGUGCGAAGUCUGCCUCAAACGUUUUCGGAAGUCUGUCAAUCUGCGGACGCACCUGCAGACGCACCAGUCGGACCGCGCUCAUCCGUGCACGCUGUGUGAGGAGGCCUUCCCGAACAUCACGCGACUCAAGGCGCACACGAAAAAGUGCCACCAGGAGGUUUUCGGCUGCGAGCAAUGCAGUCGUAGGUUUCAGUCUCGCUCGGCAUUGGAGGCACACCAAAAGCUCCACUCGGACGCGUACUCCUUCUUUUGCAACGUGUGCGAGCGGUCGUUCGCCAAGGAGCAGCAUCUGGUGAAACACAUGGAGGGACAUGCUACGAAGAAGAACGAAUGUCCCACCUGCAACCUGCGGUGCACAUCGACGAAUCAGCUCGAGAUUCACAUGCGGACACACACAGGGGAACGGCCGUACCCGUGCAACUUGUGUCCACGCCGCUUCACAAAACAGGUCAACCUCAAACGCCACAUGCAAGUCCACACGAAAGUAAAGUUUGAGUGCCAAGUCUGCCUGAAAAACUACAUUUCAGAGAAAACUCUGCAGUCGCACUAUCGAAACUCUCACCCGGACUUUACUACCAAUGCAAAUUGCGCAAGUGCCACGAAGGAAAUCCACAUUGUUGUCAAGCAGGAACCUGGUGAGGACUUCGUUGUGGAGUAUGAAGGUGAAGUGGAAAGUUUGGAAGAGGACGACGAAGAGGAAGCCAAAAGUGAUGCUGAGACUGAAACACAGCAACUUCAGAAUGAGACAGAAGCACAAGAGAAUAAAACUGUUGAGUCAGCGUAACUGGCAACAUAGAGCCUCCUUGAAAGCACAGAUUUUACGAAAAAACCAAAGGUUUCUUGUGGACUUCAUUCUGGGAAGUGUUAGGUAGUAAAUAUUUAAAAAUUCAAUAAUAAAAGGCUACAACUGCUA
Messenger RNA from Rhipicephalus sanguineus (brown dog tick), 2212 nucleotides. RefSeq names its product zinc finger protein ZFP2. The transcript is spliced from 2 exons. The record is from RefSeq and is a predicted model, not a curated record. Lineage: Eukaryota; Metazoa; Arthropoda; Arachnida; Ixodida; Ixodidae. The coding region runs from base 128 to 2083 and encodes 651 amino acids.